AUGAUGGCUCACCGUUUGUUUCCAUUUGUUUUCCUUUUCCUGUUCACGGCCUCCUGGACCCUCGUAUUCGUAUUUUGUGCCCCCGAUGAGGCGCCUGAGACAGCAGGGGUGUCCAGUGGACAACAAGCAACUUCAAAGCAGAGGGCGGCCGAACUAUUGAAUGAAUUUGCGGGCGAAAACGAUGUUGCAGCGAUAAUGGCAGAGUACACAAACUCCUCAGCCCCGUAUGUGCUCGUCGGAGAAGAUCGUGAUGACUGCCCCCAGAUGGAGGGUGCAGAGGCGGCAACUGCUUUUCCCGCAAGUGUUUUCCUGCGUCAAGCCCAGGGACUCACCACAACUCCUACGGUUACUAUGGACCAAACGGGCAGGUCGUCAGGCCCCUGUCCUAAGACCUUUCUCCAAGAGACACCGUACUACGGGAGAAGAGCAGCAGCUAAUCAUAUGGGACCCGAGCAGCAGACCACGUUGGGAGAUCUAAAGGGAACAGUGGAUCUUACGCGACUGGGUCUCGACCGCGAGUUCAACGAAAAGGCAUAUGAAUCUAUGCGCGUUUGCAAUAAUUUUUUCUUCUCUGGAAGCGGCAACACGCGCCACUCUUCAGACCCUGCUUGCGUUGUUGCUCAGCUCGACGAAGGGGCUAAGAACAUCAAGGCGUUAGAUGUUACAAGCCUAAGCGAGCUUCACCCGAGGCUUAGGUCUGCUCUUGUGUUUGCUUCUAAUAUUGCAUUUCCCAGGCAAAAGAGAGACUGGAUCCGCAAACUCAUCACCUCCAGCAGCCUGCGUCUCGCCUGGCACGUCGUGGACGCCUUCACUAGUAUGAAUAUCGAUAUGCUGGAGGCGAACGUCGGCGAAGCCUUGAACCAAAUCGUCGUCAAAGACCUGAAACUUCUACGUCCUCUCACGGAUCUCAUUCAAUUUGGUUUGUCCCAAACACUCUGUGGCUUCGAACCCCAUACUAUCAUCUUGCUGACCUUUGGUGCUAGACCCUUGGGCAUUCGUUGCGGUUUUUCUAUUUUACCCAAUUAUGAGCACUGUGUCGCCUAUUCCAGUGUACAAUUACAAUGCAUGCGACGUGCGGUUGCAGCCACCGUGUGCACCACGUACGAAGAAUACCCUGAGAAGUCCUGGCAAGACGCAGCGCGCCACCCGAGCCCCGACAGCCCGGACUACAAGGAUUAUCCUAUUUAUGAUUACUUGCGAAGCGCUGGGGCUGAAGUCGCAUUUCCCAAGAACAUCCCUUCAGACUGGCAACCCCGCGUGUAUGACGGAAAUAGAACGACGCACCGCGCCGUCGGAGAGCGCGCAAAGUUCAGCUUCCCAGCAGACUGGAAGAAACAAGUGUACGACUCGUGGCAUAACCUUUGGGCUUUGCAGCUGACAUUGUUUGAUGUCGGAUCCAUGUGGCAGUGGAGUCAUCGCCUCAACGCAGAGACUUUCUUCUUCAAGCCCUGGAAGGUCACGCGCGUCGGAACCGUGCUAGUAGCGGAAGCAGGUCCGUUGCGGCACGACGACCUCACACCGCGUUUUCGAGUGGACCCCAGCAAACCCCCCGACAGUCAGAUUUCUGAGUCUUGCCCUCGGCACCUGACAGACCUUGAGUUCUUUGAGAAGCUGAAGGUGCCUAAAGGGCAUCUGACGGCGCAGUGGGGCCGCAUAGAUUUCUGGAGAUCCCUCGGGGUUCUAGGCUGGAACUGCCCAGCAAGCGAAGCAUCUGUUCCCUGCCCCCCCAAGGUGCAACAAGACAAAUGCGGUGUUGACGCAACGUAUACCCGGCCUAUAGAAACGCCUUGGCUCUUCCGGCUUGAAAGACAACCCGAAUGGGUGACUUGGGAGACUGACGAGAAGAACAACGACUACGUUGACAAGAUAUGGGCGGUUCGAGGCACAGCCUCUCCUAAGAUGUGGCUCCUCAAUACCAUGUGGGAAACGACUGUAGACCCAGAGCUGUCGCCUUCCGCAGAGGCCAAAGUUCAUUCGGGUUUUCUGUUUGCAUUUAAACGCAUAUUCAAGGAAAUGCUCAAUGAUGACCUGAAGGAAGUUGCAGCGAAAGCUGAAGCCACACAGAAGCGGCAAGUGGUACUGUUCACCGGUCAUUCUCUCGGUGGAGCCGUGGCGCAAAUAGCAGCCUGGUACUACGCCAACCAGGCUCGCUCGUUGCUAGAUGCAGGGCUGCUUCAAAUUCGUUGUGUGACCUUCGGUACCCCGGCGUGGGGAAGCGAGGCCGCAUACAAAGAGUUCAUGAACACCGGCGUGCUGAUCCACGACAUCGCCACCAGUAUGGAUCCAGUCACCACACUUAACGGCGAGCCAGCGCUCGGCCACGGGUUGCAAUGGAGGAAACCCUUCCAUUACAGGAUUAUGCUAGAAGACCUUGAACACGUUGUCGUUGCCUCUAAGAAUCCAACGGAGCCGAACUUCUUUGGGCGACUCUGGACCCGCACGGAUCUGCACGCGGGGAACUUUUUGAAGCGGACCUUUGGGGCCCUCGCCAGCUUGAGCAACGUGGAUUCAGUUUUCUUGAAUCCUGUGUUGACACAUUUCCUCUCAUACACUGCAGUGAUGACCAUCAUGGCCGACUUGGUGCCCGAGGCAGACUUCGGUUCAGCCCUCGCAGCUCCUCUUAUGGGUGACCCACCAAAGAGCUAUGGGGCGCACGAGUUGUGCACUGCACUCAUAGCAACGCAGGGAAGGAUGAAGUGGGUGAUGAACCAAUUGGCACAUGAAGCCAACAGGGCUCCCAAGGCACGACGCAUCAAUUCGCCCUGA
Messenger RNA from Eimeria mitis, 2766 nucleotides. Its product is annotated as lipase domain-containing protein, putative. Bases 1 to 2766 code for a protein of 921 amino acids. The record is from RefSeq and is a predicted model, not a curated record. NCBI's taxonomy places the organism in Eukaryota, Apicomplexa, Conoidasida, Eucoccidiorida, Eimeriidae. Gene Ontology annotation, biological process: lipid metabolic process. The transcript is spliced from 5 exons.